AUGAGCUCCUCAACCAUAAACCCUGAAGAUGUCAAAAUCUUUAAAGAAUCUGUUAUCAAGAUGUCCGUGAUUAUCUUUAAACGAGCAGUUAUUGAGACCAGGAGAAAGCCUAAAGGACUUCUGCGACCCAAACAGAGGGUUGUUUUCAAAGAUACUGUGAAUUUACCGUGGCCCCACAAUAGCACGGAAUCGCUGUUGGCAGAGAUGUUUGAUGGCAGUGCAGCCCAGUUCCUUGCUAUACUCGAGGCCGUGACAAAUAGCUACCGGCGUGUGUUACACACAGGCCCCCCUCUCCCUGCUGAGACCGAAGUAUAUGACGUGUUGAUGGAACUGAUCCUAGCUGGCGUGGAGAUCCUGGCAGGUGGCGGUGGUAAUACUCAAUAUUAUAUGACUUCCUCCACAAAUCCUAUUGCUGGAAUUGUUGAACUCAAGUCACUUAUAGAGAUGGCAUCUGCAGGAGAAGAUGGAGUGUCAGUGGAGGGUGUUGUGAGGUUUGUGAAGGCUAUAUUUUGCUACGAGCACUGGGACAUAUUUGACAACAUUAUUGGCCCAGUUUUCAAUUUCCUAACUUCGGAUGAAAAUAGAACAUGGAGGAAAUAUGAGCUGGAUUUGGAACUGCUGCUCGCGAUGGAACCUUUACUAUCAAAUCGGAAACCCAAACACGGUCUCCAGCUCAGAGAAAAAUGUGCAGGAGUUGGGUCAUUUGGGGCUGGAAGAUCCAAUCACUGGUGUGAUGAUUUUGUGAUACUUGCGGAGACACUGUAUACGUACACCUGCACUACUAGAGAGAACUCUGUGCCUGAUAAGGACAUGGUGGUGGAUGCUGUCCUGUUUCUGUGGCAGAAGUGUAAGAUGGUUUUGCAGAGAACUCAGAUUGGGUUGACAGAUCCCAUUAAAUACCUACAGAAGAUUGAUCACUUUGGGAAGUGGAUUCAUAUCCUGUGCUUGACUGAAGAGGUGAUUUGUUGGUGCAACAUAGGGGAGAUUGACCCAGCAGUGGUGGCAGAAGUGACCCUGUAUUUAAUAACGUUGCUGGAGAACCUGGUGGAUUCAAAUUUAAAACCCAGGAAGAAAUCAGGUUUCCAGGUGCAGGAUGAGAGCCAAAAGCCGGGAAUUGAGCAGUGCUUCCCAUCAAGCAUCUUCAAGAAAAAGCCAGUUGAAAAGAUUCUUGUGGCCUGUAAAAUGGCUAAGAAGGCGAUCGAUAGCAUGGAUGCUGCUCGCUUAAUAGUCGCCUCAUCUAAUGCAUCCUCAAUGGUAGACAGUUCUCGUUUAAAGUGUAUCUCUAUGGGUGAGAAACAGCUUUUCCACCCAAUGCAUUGUGAAACGCAGAUGAAGACUACAGAUAAAGAAAGUUCCAACAAAUCAACAUCUAUCCACAGCUUCACCAUGGAUUUACAUCUGGAACUCAUCCAAGCCUAUCACAGACUGGCACUCAAAUUCAUCAAGUUAAGUCCUGAAUGA
This is a messenger RNA of Callorhinchus milii (elephant shark), 1461 nucleotides long. RefSeq names its product cilia- and flagella-associated protein 54. Bases 1 to 1461 code for a protein of 486 amino acids. The record is from RefSeq and is a predicted model, not a curated record. Gene Ontology annotation, biological process: cilium assembly. The transcript has 13 exons. Lineage: Eukaryota; Metazoa; Chordata; Chondrichthyes; Chimaeriformes; Callorhinchidae.